Messenger RNA from Asparagus officinalis (garden asparagus), 2547 nucleotides. RefSeq names its product G-type lectin S-receptor-like serine/threonine-protein kinase At1g34300. Gene Ontology annotation, biological process: protein phosphorylation; recognition of pollen. The transcript has a single exon. Gene Ontology annotation, molecular function: ATP binding; protein serine/threonine kinase activity. The record is from RefSeq and is a predicted model, not a curated record. Lineage: Eukaryota; Viridiplantae; Streptophyta; Magnoliopsida; Asparagales; Asparagaceae. The coding region runs from base 1 to 2370 and encodes 789 amino acids.
AUGCCCGCCACAGCCGGAAGAGGAGUCGCCGGCGCCGACCUCGACGACUCCGGCAACCUCAAGCUCACCUCCGGCAACUCGACGGUCAUCUGGCAGUCCUUCGAUCAUCCGAUCGAUACCAUCCUCGAGAACCAAAACCUCACCUUGGGCCCCGCCACAGCCGGAAGAGGAGUCGCCGGCGCCGACCUCGACGACUCCGGCAACCUCAAGCUCACCUCCGGCAACUCGACGGUCAUCUGGCAGUCCUUCGAUCAUCCGAUCGAUACCAUCCUCGAGAACCAAAACCUCACCUUGGGCCAAAAUCUCAGAUCUGGACCCUACAAUUUCUCUUUGCAGGACAGCGGAAACCUAACCCUAAAAUGGAGCCAGGGCAAUUCCGUGAUUACGUACUAUAACAAGGGCCUCAACUCUAGUUUCAGCAACACGUCGCUGAAUGCCCCAGUUCUUGUUCUUCAGUCUAAUGGGAUCCUUUCGCUGCUCGAUAGCUCGCUGCCGAGCUCCGCCGUGAUCGCUUACAGUAGUGAUUAUGGUGAGAGUGGACAGAUGUUGAGGUUCCUGAGGUUGGAUUCUGAUGGGAAUCUUAGGGCUUAUAGUGUUCCGAUAGGAAACGCUACCCCUAACGAUCGAUGGGCGGCUGUCGAUGAUCAGUGCCAGGUCUUCGGAUGGUGCGGCAACAUGGGCAUUUGUAGCUACAACGAUACGUCGCCGAUCUGUGGCUGCCCGUCGCAGAAUUUCGAGUUCGUUGAUCCGAAUGAUAGUACUCAGGGGUGUAAGAGGAAGACCGAGAUCCAAAAUUGCCCGUCGAGUCAGCAAAUGUUGGAAUUGGAUCAUACCCAGUUUCUGACUUACCCGCCUGAGGUCUCCACAGAGCAGUUCUUUGUGGGUAUCACUGCUUGCAGGCAGAAUUGCCUCUCUGGAGGUUCUUGUGUUGCUUCCACUGCGCUUGCUGAUGGUUCAGGGCUUUGCUAUCUCAAAGUUUCGAACUUUGUUAGUGGUUAUCAGUCGUCGGCUUUACCCAGUACUUCCUACGUGAAGGUUUGUGCUCCAGGUGCGCCUAAUCCUCCUCCAUCGGAAUUGGGUCAGUCGCAGUCUAGGUCGUCGAAAUUGAAAGCUUGGGUGGUGGUGGUUGUCGUUGCAGGCACAAUUCUUGCUUUGAUUGCGCUUGAAUAUGGGCUAUGGUUUUGUUUCUGCCAGAACAGCCCCAGGUUUGGGCCAUCUUCUGCUGAGUACGCUCUUCUUGAGUACGCUUCUGGCGCUCCGGUGCAGUUCUCAUAUAAAGAGAUGCAACGGUCGACCAAGGGGUUUAAGGAAAAGCUCGGGGCUGGAGGUUUUGGUGCUGUUUAUAAAGGAGUGCUUGCAAAUAGGACUGUUGUGGCAGUGAAGCAGCUUGAGGGGAUUGAGCAAGGAGAGAAGCAGUUUAGGAUGGAGGUUGCUACUAUAAGCAGUACCCACCAUUUGAACCUUGUGAGAUUGAUUGGGUUCUGCUCUGAAGGCCGGCAUCGCUUGCUAGUGUACGAGUUCAUGAAAAACGGCUCCUUGGACGCGUUCCUCUUCUCCGGGGAGUCGUCGGGAAUGUUAAAUUGGGCAGCGAGAUUUAAGGUAGCUAUUGGUACGGCAAGAGGGAUCACUUACUUGCACGAAGAAUGUAGGGAUUGCAUCGUGCAUUGUGAUAUUAAGCCUGAGAAUAUUCUUUUAGAUGAGAACUACAAUGCUAAGGUCUCGGAUUUUGGGCUUGCGAAGCUAGUCAACCCUAAGGAUCAUCGGCAUAGGACCCUUACCAGUGUGCGAGGGACUAGGGGAUACUUGGCACCCGAAUGGCUUGCAAACCUCCCCAUCACAUCAAAAUCUGAUGUUUACAGCUAUGGAAUGGUUUUAUUAGAGAUUGUGAGUGGGCGACGCAAUUUUGAUGUGUCGGAGGAAACUGGAAGGAAGAAAUUCUCUCUUUGGGCUUACGGUGAGUUUGAGAAGGGGAAUAUUGAGAACAUUGUCGAUAAGAGGCUUCUUGAAUCUGAUGUGGAUAUGGAGCAAUUGGAUAGAGCAGUUCAGGUGAGCUUUUGGUGCAUCCAAGAGCAGCCAUCUCAGAGACCAACGAUGGGAAAAGUCGUUCAAAUGUUGGAAGGAAUUAUGGAUAUUGAGAGGCCUCCUGCUCCAAAAGCCACUGAUGUGUCUGGGAGCAGCACGAGUGGCAGUGUGAAUAUUAGUAGUUUCUCUACUUUUGCUACUUCGCAUCAAGCUGCUUUGUCAUCUAGUCAUCCAGCUGCUUCAUUGUCUAGUUUUGUUCAGCCAACAACAGGUUCAACAUCUGAGAUUUCUAGGAGAAAUUUGGAGAAGGCAUCUUCAUCGCUUCUUGCACCAAAUCAGACUAUAUAAGGUGUUUGCAAUUGUAUUAUAAUACAACAACUUGAUAUGAAUGGCUUAUUUCAUGGAGGUACGUACGCCUGUCUGUAACUACAUCUCUGUGGCAGUUCAGACUGGUUUUGUAUAGAUGUAUUCUUUGUGAUGAAUUUAUAAGCAUGCUUUUGUUUGAUUAAGAUUAUAUGGAUUAUA